Hemibagrus wyckioides is the source of this 2218-nucleotide messenger RNA. RefSeq lists its product as uncharacterized. The transcript has 5 exons. The coding region runs from base 262 to 1095 and encodes 277 amino acids. Lineage: Eukaryota; Metazoa; Chordata; Actinopteri; Siluriformes; Bagridae. The record is from RefSeq and is a predicted model, not a curated record.
UCUGAAAGACCUCCCGAGGAGUGGAUAUUGGCCAGCCUCUGCCGGCACUUCCACUCUGUACACAAUAGAUCUCUAAGUAAUCUCCCCCGGAUUCUCCAGGCAGGCUUUUGUAAAGCUGUUGGAGCAAAGUGUGGAGGAAGAUCUGGACAUAUCAACAGUGAUGCUUUGCAGCGCAGCUUUUUAGAGUUUUCAUACUCUUCGUUUGAGGAAGACCAACUCUGCUGUGGUGCUCCUUUCACCUGCCCGGCAUGCACACUGGAAAUGUUGGCUGUUUCAGCAGAUGGAAACAGAAAGCUAUACCGCUUUCAUCGAAAAGGAAGGUUGCUCUCUGCUUCAUUGUUUGUAUUGAUUUAUUUCUUUACCCACAUACAGUAUUUGGAUGGUAAACAUGGAUGGAUUUCUCAUUCUUCUUUCUUGCUUAGCUCUGAUGACCCUGCCUUUUUCGAGGGAGUCUUUGUGGCUGAAGACAGAGCAGUGUCUGUAUUUGUUGACACCAUACAGAACGCUGUGAAAAGUACACAUGGAAGAGGCACAUGUGGGGACUCCCAGUGGACAGCAGCGAGGGAGACUUCAAGAAGGGCUUCUAAAUUAGAUGAGGAGGGGAUGGAGGUUGCUGUGUGUCGUCAUGGAUUCCUCCUGAAAGCUCUUAAAGAAAGUUGCCAGUGUCCUGCCUGCUCUACAGGAGCUCACCACCUUCCUCAGUGUGGCAUGCUGGAGCCCAUGCUACCAAGUGUGAGAUUAAAUGGAGUGGUAAGAACCAGGAAGGUGCAGGGACAACAGCUGGUCAGGAGGUGGAGCAAGUCAACAGCUGCCUCUCUCGAUGUGCACGAGUGGAUAUGCUUACCCUGCAUGCAGUGGGGUGGAACCAGAAGAAAAGUCUCUGUCUGCAUAUUACACUUUCCACAAGAUAUGUUAAGUUUCCACAUAACUGCUGAGCAACAACUGGCAAGUGAAAAAACUAAACUGAAGCUUUCUCUACAACUUGGCAUUCUGGUCAUCAGGUUAAAUAAAGACUGGGGGAGUACUUACUCUUUUGUGCCGUUUUCUUCUCAGGCAUAUCCCUCGGUGCCUCUGAAAGAUAAGGAUAAACAUUAGUCAGGACUGUGUUAAUAAAUGUUUAUGUCACAUGUUUAAUUUAUGUUUUCUUUAUAUGUGUAGUGUAGGACAUUUAAAUACAAAUGACAUAAAUGUUACACUAUGUGCCCAACACUUCUGCAGAAGUAAACAGUAAUUGACAAGUACACACAUGAUCUAACAUGCCACAUGGUUUGUUAACCAGAUCCACCUAGGAAGUCACAUCAGGGAACUGUUUGGAAAGGAUAGACACUUUAAAAAGAUGUUUGCAGGUGACUGGAUAAGACACAUGCCAGUCAGCAUCUAUCACAAGGAAACUUGUAAUAACCAAUGAGAUCAAUAAGCCAAUCAGAUCACUGAAUAGCCAAAGAGGAAACACACCAAGAUGCUGAGGAUCUUUAAAAGUUAGCAUGUAACACAAUUUCUGCCAUCUUUUUGAGUAAAAUAUGGACAUAAAAUCUUGUUGUCGUCCCCCAUUAAAAGCUGCUAUUGAUUCAGUUCUGGUGGUGGUGCUAAUUGAUCUGUUGAGUUUCUGAAAAUCUGAAAAAAGAAAAAAGACUCAUACCAUUUUCAGCUUCAAGUCAUUAUUUAAAAUACUGCCAGAUUACAUUAUCCUAUAGAUAUGGCAAUAUGUAUGUUGAAAUAUGUAUUGUACAUGUACUAAAAAGUGUAAACACAUGUACUACAUGUUUACUGUUAUGGAGAUUGAUGUGUUGUUGUGAAACACCUUUAGGUUAGACUAGUUUUAAAAAACCUUGAACAGUUCAUCAAACAACUGAAACAGUAGACCUGCUUUGGUUCAAGAAAACCUCUUCACCUGUUAUUGGUAACUAAUCAAACACUAUGGGUUCAAAAACUUUUAAUCACACAAUUACCUUGCACUUCCAGGGUGCUUGCCGACUCCAUCUUCUCCAAGGUCUGACCUGGAGGACAUGCAGCCUACUCCAUCUCCUCCAAGGCGCCUGCCUGCUCCACCUGCUCUACUUGCUCCUGCACAGGAUUUGCCUGUCCCACUUGCUCUGAGGUUGUGGCCAUCUGCAGUACCUGCCCCUCAGUGUUUUUCUCUCCUUCCAGUUUGUCUGUGUCCUCCAGGGGUGUCAGCUGCAAUGUGACUAUCUGGUCAUCAUCACUGCCUGUUGAAACC